AUGAUCCGAGCAAUUUCUAAAAUCACACCUCUCUCGUUCGAGUCCAAUAACAAACAUUUGGCUCAAGCCUUGAAAGUUAUUGGUCAACAACAAGACACCAAAAAGUCCAUCCAAACAGAAAUUAUUGGAUGCACCUUGACCGUUCAAUGCGAUCAUGAUCAACUCGGAGGAGUGAAUCAAGUCAUGUGCAACAUGUACGAAAAAUUUCAAGAUUUGAAAUCGUGGCAUGAAUGGUCUUCUCCUCUCCAUUCCAAAGCACACUAUCAUUCCAAUACAGAAACUAGUACCUUCUCGAUAGGUACUAAAUUCUCUCAGGAUUUAAAUUUGGGAUUUCCGAUUGGAUCCAAAACUUCACAGGAAUGCAUUACGGAUUUAAUCAUUUCGGAAACGCAAUGUACCAUUCAAUGGAGCAAACAAGAAGGAGGAUUGUCGUCGUGUCAUAUUUGGUCCUUUGAUUGUCUCUCUUCGACUCAUUUACAAAUUACCAAUGUUGAAGUGUUUCAUGGAAUUCCAAUGGUAUUGGUUCGACCUCUUGUCUCAAAACGAUGGAAUCAACUUUUUGAAAAGUCUUUGGAAGGUUUUGUAAAGCAGUUUUUGAGUGUGAGUGAGGAAUGA
Molecule: messenger RNA, 615 nt
Organism: Naegleria lovaniensis
Lineage: Eukaryota; Heterolobosea; Eutetramitea; Acrasida; Naegleriidae
Exons: 1
Coding region: 1-615 (204 amino acids)
Source: RefSeq, a predicted model, not a curated record